AUAACCACGGUGCUGCUGCAGGAGCUGUGAAGGGUCCCUGGUGCUGGAAGUCGGGGCCGAGUCUCUGCGGCCACCUACACCAGAGCAAGACGGCAGGGAGAAACCAGCCCUUUCGGGAAUCAGCCUCUCCGGGCGCUGAGGAACUUGGCCACCGUAGUGGGAAAGAAAGCUCUUCUCCCUCUUUCCCUCCCUGCCGGCCGUGCAGGGAGCGGAGGAUCGGGCCAGCCCGCCCCCGCCGGGUGCCCAAGGCGCUGCCCGCUCCCAGCCGCUAUAAGAGCGGCGCCGGGAUCGCUGCGGCUGGGGGCGCGCUUCCUUCUCGUCGCGGGUUUCUGGGAUUUGCUGGUGCCGCUGUGCUGUCCCGCCGUGCCGGCAGGCCGUGGCGGGCCCGGGGUGUAACACGAGCGGCGAUUCCCUCGGCAGGCCAUGUCAUCCGUGAGCAUCGAGUGCGUGGCCAAGGAGGGCUGCAGGAUCGGGGAGUCGCCCGUGUGGGACGAGAAGGAGGGCGCGCUGCUCUUCGUGGACAUCACGGGAAGGAAGGUGUGCCGCUGGAGCCCGCUCAGCCGGCAAGCACAGGCCAUUCCCGUGGAUGCUCCUGUGAGCUCCGUGGCUCUCCGGAAGUCUGGGGAUUAUGUCAUCACCCUAGGAACCAGGUUUGCUGCUUUGAAAUGGAAAGAGGAGCUGGUAACCACCAUUACUCAAGUGGACAAGGAUAAAGCAAACACCCGAUUCAAUGACGGGAAGGUGGAUCCUGCAGGGAGGUAUUUUGCAGGUACAAUGGCAGAGGAGAUUCGUCCCGCCGUGCUGGAGCGACGCCAGGGCUCUCUGUACACGCUCUUCCCCGACCUCUCAGUGGUGAAGCACUUUGACCAGGUGGACAUUUCUAAUGGGCUGGACUGGUCGCUGGAUCACAGGACCUUCUUUUACAUUGACAGCCUCUCCUACUCGGUGGAUGCCUUUGAUUAUGACCUCCAAACUGGAAAAAUUGGCAACCGUAGGAGUAUAUACAAACUGGAAAAAGAGGAGAGCAUUCCUGAUGGGAUGUGCAUUGACACAGAAGGCAAACUCUGGGUGGCUUGUUAUGAUGGUGGGAGAGUGAUUCGCAUUGACCCUGAGACAGGAAAAAGACUCCAGACUGUGAAACUUCCUGUAGACAAAACAACUUCCUGCUGUUUUGGUGGAAAGGAUUAUUCAGAAAUGUUUGUGACUUCUGCCAGUGAUGGGAUGGAUAAAGAGUGGCUUUCACGGCAACCGCAGGCUGGUGGGAUUUUCAAGAUAACAGGACUGGGGGUGAAAGGAGUUCCACCGUAUCCAUUUGCAGGUUAAAUACAUUCUUCAGAAUGGAUUAGAGAGGGCUGACGUAAGCGAGACAAGUCUGAAGGUCUUAUCCUGGUGUUCAGCAUCUUUUGCUUGGAAACCAUUACACCAUUAAAACAUUUCAUCAGGAAAGGAUGAAAAACUACUGAAAUACAUGAAAUAUUUUAAAACUGAUCUUUGUUUUCCCUUUAAAUUUACUUUUAAUAUAUGAUGGUACUUUUUCUGUUCUGCUAAAAAGAUUCUCAUCCUAAUAAGCAACCGUUGUAAUUCUAUUUUAUGAUUAAAUAAUAUUUUAAUAUAUUUUA
Molecule: messenger RNA, 1619 nt
Organism: Passer montanus (Eurasian tree sparrow)
Lineage: Eukaryota; Metazoa; Chordata; Aves; Passeriformes; Passeridae
Product: regucalcin
Exons: 7
Coding region: 424-1323 (299 amino acids)
Biological process (GO): L-ascorbic acid biosynthetic process
Molecular function (GO): gluconolactonase activity; calcium ion binding; enzyme regulator activity
Source: RefSeq, a predicted model, not a curated record